CUAUGACUAUGCAUGAUUGUGCUACCUGUUGAACUACAGCAUGCUAGCCCUUACUUACUUGUUAUGGCGGUAGCUGGAAAUCACGCGCGUGGUAGUCCUUACUAGCAUGGUCUCCGUAACAAACAAGAACAGAGGAGGACUCAUUCACAUUUAUACGAGAGACGAUCCAGGGAGGACGAGACAGUACUAAAGAUCAAAGCUGUUCCAUAUCGCACGCUCAGUAGAAUCCUGAAGCCCUUCUGAGGCUUUUUCUUCAGUUCGUUCUUUGACAUUAAGUCCGAGGUCCUGGUGUGAAUAGAGAAGAGAGCAUCUUUUGCAGGAAAAGGUCGUCUACGUUCGCGCCUCUCUUCCAAGGUCAUAGAGGGUGUGAGUGACGAUCAAAAACAAGGAUAUCAACAGCAUAUGACAGACAAGACGAGGUGCGUGAAUCUGUUCGCGUUCGACCAUAAAACAGACCGUUUUCCUUGACCAUAAAGCAAUCUGUGUUGCACCAUAAAUUCGCGUAAAGGAAAGGGAAAGGGCGGCAAAGGGAAGGAGAAGUACUUAUUUCUUCUUGUCCCCAGACGAAGAUUUUUGGGAUUGGGAUUGCGUUAUCUGGACUAAACGUAUGAUAGAAAACUCGGAACCACAGGCAGCUGCCCUUCUUCUAGGGCGAAGAUUUACAGGAACACGUAGUAGGUCGUUUAUUAAUCGAAAACUUUUAUGCUGGAUAAAAUCAAAACCAAAACGAAUUACAUUAGUGUUGCAUACGAUUGACAAUCUUCUAUCCGCCGCGCCUGCAAGUGAUUACAUUCCUAGAAGUAUUAUGGAAUCAAGAGUGCUCGUUUUGAUUAGUUGGACGGUAGGCAUUUUCCAUCUUUAGCUUCGGUCAGUAUGAUGAGAUCACGAUAGAAGGAGAAACAAUCUUCACAACGAACUAGUUUGUAACAAAUUAUAGGAGCGGCGGAAAGCCAGCGACUGGACCGAAUAUGCCGAAGGAGCGAGUACAGAUGAAGGACGAUCCCUCUCCACCUCAAAAUAUAGGAGCUCAAGGCAAAAGGACUCAAAGCAAAGGAGCCAAGCGUAAACGAGUAGCACAGA
This is a messenger RNA of Amoebophrya sp. A25, 1080 nucleotides long. NCBI's taxonomy places the organism in Eukaryota, Dinophyceae, Syndiniales, Amoebophryaceae. The record is from the annotation of a GenBank genome assembly.